Molecule: messenger RNA, 1126 nt
Organism: Amphimedon queenslandica
Lineage: Eukaryota; Metazoa; Porifera; Demospongiae; Haplosclerida; Niphatidae
Product: guanidinobutyrase-like
Exons: 4
Coding region: 37-1065 (342 amino acids)
Molecular function (GO): agmatinase activity; metal ion binding
Source: RefSeq, a predicted model, not a curated record
CGUCAAUGGUCACACCUUCCUUGUAACGCCUACAAAAUGACUGCUCUUGCAAAGAGGCUAACAUCUAAACUCAGUAAACUGUCCUCAGGGACAAGGGGAAUAGCAUACAAUGUCCCCACAAGUCCACACCAGCUACCUCGUUUUGGAGGAAUAGCCACUAUGAUGCGACUCCCCCUUCAGCAAGGAGACGCUAAAGGAUUGGAUGCAUGUUUUGUUGGUAUCCCAAUGGAUCAAGGUACCUCAUGGAGAUCAGGAACUAGACAUGGACCAAGAAUGAUAAGAAAUGAGUCAAACAUGAUGAAUCAGUUUCACUACUCCACAGGUGCUGCCCCUUUUGAGUCACUGCAAGUUGCUGAUAUCGGGGAUGUUCCUGUUAAUCCUUACAAUGUUGUGAAAACUAUUGAUAACAUCAAAGAAUUCUAUGGAAAUAUUUUAAAAGAGAACUGCAUACCGCUUGCCUUGGGUGGUGAUCACACUCUUACUCUUGGUACUCUCCGUGCUAUGGGUGAGAAAUAUGGUCCAGUUGCUAUGAUCCAAGUUGAUGCACACUCUGAUACACAGGACACAAUGUUUGGGGAAAAGAUAGCACAUGGGACGCCAUUUAGACGUGCAGUCGAGGAUGGUGUUCUUGAUCCUAAAAUGUCAUUUCAAAUUGGCCUAAGAGCUUAUGGCUACAGUCCAAGUGAUUUUAAAUGGUCAAAGGAACAAGGUUUUCAUACAACAUUUGCUAAAGAUUGCUAUCACAAAUCACUCGUUCCUCUGAUGGACUCCAUUAGAGAUUCAAUAGGACCUGAGAGACCAGUGUAUUUGACAUUUGAUAUUGAUGGCAUUGAUCCAGCAUACUGUCCUGGAACAGGUACUCCUGAAAUUGGAGGUUUGACUAUCAUUCAAGCACUAGAAAUAGUUCGAGGCUGUUGUGGUUUGAACAUUGUUGGGGCAGAUCUUGUUGAAGUUAAUCCUUUAUUUGAUAAAUCCGGUACUACUGCAAUGACUGGAGCUAAUCUUCUUUUCGAAAUGUUGUGUAUACUGCCUGGUGUCAAGUAUUAUAAAGACUGGAACUUAUAAUUGAAUUUUUGUGCAAAAUUUUUAUAGAUUUACUUUAAAACUGUAAAUUUUAGUGGGCCCA